CACGGAGCAGCUGGCAAGAUGGCGCCCGGGGUCAGGGGUGUGCGGGGGCUACCGGGGUUUUGAGCCCAACAGGAAAUUGCACCGUCCCCGGGAGCCCUAGCCCAUAGCUUUUCAAACGUUUGUGCCGGAGCCUACUUGGCACAAUGUGGAACUGGUACUCCGGAGAUGAGACUGGCCCUGCUGGUGGGGCCAUGCCCAGCCAGGAGCACCCGGGCACCAUGUCAGUUACGGAUCUAACGGAGCAGUUGGCACAGACAGAACAGCUGGUGGUGCAGCUGAAAGACCUAAUCAGAGAGAAGGACAAUGAGCUGCGCAAGAAGGAUGAGCGACUGAAGGAAGAGAAGGAAACUGUAGAAUCCAGAAUAUCUAAAGCAAAGCUCCAGAAUAAAGCUAAGAUCGCAUCUCUGACGUCACAGCUGGAAGAGCUAAAGAAACAACUGUCAUCGGCCAAUGUAAAAGCCAACAAACCUGAGCACAAGAAGGCAUCUGGGGACGGAGAUCAAGAGAGUGCUUCAGCAAACCGCGGAAAAAUUCUUGUGUUGAGAAAACGAGUAGAGGAAUUAGAAACUCAGCUGUCCCUUAAAAAUGAGGAUUUACUGAGGAAGGAAGCCGAACUGGAGACCCAGCGACUACGCGGCUCAGAGAUGGAUGCCAUGCUUGCUGAGAAGGAGAAGAAACUGGCUGAGAAAGAGGCUUAUAUAAUUGAAUUGCAAGUUUCGAGUGGGGCUAAUCUGUACAAGGACAGGGGCAGUUUGGACACACAGGUGACUCAGAGGGACGGCACUCACGAGGACCUUCAGCUUCUGAUGAAGAAUCUCACCAGGAAGGUGGAGGAGAGCGAGGAAAGGUGCAGCCUCCUGCAGGAGCAAGCUGACAGCCUGAAGAGCCUUUUACAGAAGGAGAGAAGCCAUUUCCAGGAAAGAGAGGCUAUGUAUAUGGAAAAUAUUCGCGUGUUUCAAGGCAUAACCCAGGAUAAAGAAAAGGAGCUGCAAGAACAAUCGCAGAAGCACGAACAGGAGCUGUUUAAAUUACUGGCAAAGUCUGACGCCAGCGCCGACCUGCAUCAGUUGCUUAAAGCCCUAAAGCAGAAACUGCACGAGGAGGAGGAGGUGCUUCUGGGAAAGAACCAGGUUAUUGGUGUUCUGCAGGCAGAGCUGGAUCACAAAGACCAGCAGCUGAAGGAAAUGAGUGAGCAGAGUAAACGCCUCCAGUCUGAGAGGGAGAACCUUCAGUCUAAACUGGAUGCAGAGAAACACGUUAUGAGAGCGCAGCUCCGAGACCUGAUGGAGAAGCAUGAGACUGAGCUGCAUGCCGUGCGUGAGAAGCACGAGCUGGAGGUGCAGGAGAAGUGUCAGACUGUGCUUGAGCUGCAGAAACAGCUUCAGAAUAAUAAAGGCAGCGCAAUGGAGGCCCCCACAGGAUAUGACCAGGAGACACAGGUUGAGGUGCAGAGACUGCAAGAUGAACUCAAGUUGAAGACAGAAGAGGCAAGUAAAUCUGAAGCAAAGUUCCUUAAAAUGAAGGCUUGGUCAAAGUCCAGAAUCAGACAACUGGAGGAAGAACUGAAAACUCUUGAAGAUAAAAACAUCUCAUUGAGCAGUAGAGUUUCAGAGCUAGAGCACGAGAAGCAAGAUCUGGAGGAGAAGCUGAGCUCUUUGUCAGAGCUGCGGUCACUUAAUGAACAACUCCUGACCAAACUUGUGCACUACGAAGAGCAACAGAGGAAGAUGCAAGCAGAUCUGGAACAGGUGGCACACAGAACGGAUUCUCAGACUAGCGAGUCCGGCAGUGUAGACGAACUGCACCACCAGCUUCUAGAGUGGAAUGAAAUGAACCCAGAGACGGAGGGAACACACGUGGCAAGUCAGGAAGAGAAGGUUGUCCUUGCCAUGAGGAUGGCACAGAUGGAAGAGGACAGAGAAGCCAUGGACUCAGGGCAGCAGGAGUUGGAGGAGGAGCUGAGUGGCGCUCGAGGAGUGGGCAGACUGCGUCAGCCAAGACGGAAAGGAAGCAAGGGAGCUGCAAAGCUGCAGGAUGAAUUUGACUUUAACAGCAAGAGCUUUGAAGAUCAGAACGUCACUUUGGACAGCAUUGACUCUGCCAAUGGCGAAAACAUGGGAGGUUGGUGGCCUGAAAACAGUUCUCCUAAUUCAGGUCUGCGGAUAGUGGUGGAGGAACUUGAGCUAGAGAGGAACCAACUGCAGGACCAGAUUAUGACUUUGGAGGAGCGGUGCAGAGAGCUGGAGGAACGGGUGCAGCUGCAGGCCAGGAUCGAGUCACUGCAGGUAACUUUUGAUGUAGAUGAAGAAGCUGAGUCACUGAAAUUUGUUCAGAGUGAAAACGAGAGGUUACAGUCACAGCUGCUACAGCUCCGCCAGCUACAUAGUCGUGAGGCUGACCAACAUUACGAUCUCACAUCCACCUUAAACCAGCAACUUAAAAGUUUAACCGACAGAAACGCAUUUCUUGAAAGUGCAAUUUUGGAGAAGGAGCAGCUGAUGUUGGAAGCAACAGGAAAAGCGGAACAAGUCGGAAUCUUACAGAAGUCUCUGCAGGAAAGGGAGACUUGCAAUAAGGAAGUGCGUGAGAAGCUCGAUCUGAGUGAGCAGAAGGUUGAUGAGUACAAAAAGAGACAGACGGUUAUUGAAGCUGAAAACGUUUCUCUUAAAGUGGCUAAUGAAGAGAUGGAAAUAAAGUUGUCUGCAUAUAAAGAGAGGGUGGUGAGCCAAGAGAAUGCAGUGGAAAAAUUGCAGCUGGAACUUGAGCAGACAAAUGAGGAACUUGAUAAACUUAACAGCUGCCACCUGGAGGAACGUUCGCAGCUUAUUUACGACCUGCAGCGAUGUGAGCGAGAAGUGGACGUGCUGAAGGAAGCAUUACAGGAAAAGGACAAAGAAAUGUCCUCUUUGUCAGCCAGCCUGAUGGAAUAUACAGAGCAAGCACUGCUUCUGAAGGAGCAGAUUUACUCUAAAGAGCAUCAAAUGAGAGAAAUGGGUGAAGCUUUAGCAAAAGCUGAGCGAGAGUGUCACCUUUUAAGAGAGGCACAGUCUGCAGACAUCCAGGAGACCAGCGCCCAGAUUACCUCCCUUUCUGAGCAGCUUCAUGAGGCCAACAUAGAAUUAAAUAAAGCAAAAUAUAUAACUGAGACCAAAACCAAACAGGCAGAGGAACUAAUUGGACAAAUAAAUGAGAAUGAUGUAACAAUUAAUAAUCUUGGUUUGGAGGUUCAGGCACAGUCAGUUACUCACAGUAAUCACAUUAUGGAGUGUUCCGCACAAAUUGCAUCACUUAAAGAGCAGGUUAAUACAUAUGUUGCUAAAUGUGAGGCGGUGGAAACAAAUUACAAAAAGGAAAUUGAGUGCUUAAAAUCACAAUUAGAAAGAGAGGAUUCCGAGAGAACACGGCUGGCCAGAUUGCUUGAAGAAAAAAACAACCAAGAACAAAGGUUUGAAAACGAACUGAAGUUGGCAAAAGAGCAGUACAACCAGGUAAUUUCCGGCAUCUCAAAGAAAGAUGAAGAUUUUAAAAAGUUGUCGAAACAGUUUGUUGAACAAAAAGAGGAGCUAAGCCGGGAACUGCAAAUCAAAGAGCAUGAUCUAUCAUUGGUACAGAAAAGACUUGAAACAGUGAUACAUGACAGUGAGGGAAAAAUAAAAACUCUGCAAGAAAACACAGAAGAACUUAAGCAGCGAUUGAGAGAAAAAUCUGAAGUAAUUAACAAAAUAGAUGCUGAGCAGAAUGUGCUUUUGGAAAAAAAUAAACUGCUGGAAACAACUAUUAGUGAAAUAAACCACAGUAUAGAUCAUCUGGAGGGUCAGAGACAGCUCUUGUGCACUGAGAAAGAUCAAUUAGUGAAGGAGCUGAGCAAUAAGGAAUCGGAAAUAUCCUCGCUGAACCAGGAGCUGCAGGAAAUAGAGAGAAAACUCACUGACAAGGAAUCGGAAAUAACAUUACUGAACCAGGUACUACAGGAAGGCCAGAGCAAAAUUACGGAGAAAGAAUUAGAAAUGUCAUCUCUGAACCAGACUUUACAGGAAGCAAAGGGCAAAAUUACAGACAAAAAAUCGGAAAUAUCAUCGCUGAACCAGGCACUGCAGGAAGCACAUAGCAAAAUUACGGUGAAGGAAUCGGAAAUAUCAUCACUGAACCAGGCACUACAGGAAGCACAGAACAAAAUUACAGACAAAAAAUCGGAAAUAUCAUCACUGAACCAGGAACUGCAGGAAGCACAGAACAAAAUUACGGAGAAGGAAUCGAAAAUAUUAUCGCUGACCCAGGCACUACAGGAAGCACAGAGCAAAAUUACAGAGAAGGAAUCUGAAAUAUCUUCACUUAACCAGGUACUGCAGGAAGCACAGAGUAAAAAAACUGGAAAGGAAUCGGAAGUAUUAUUGCUGAAACAGACACUGCAGGAAGCACAUAGCAAAAUCACCGAAAAGGAAUCUGAAAUUUCAUCUGUAAACCAGAAGCUAGCUGAAGCACAGGGAAAAAUGAUUGAAAAGGAAAAUAAAAAUUCAUUGUUGAACCAGACACUGCAAGAAGUACAUAGAAAAAUGACAGAUGUUGCACAACAACUAACAAAAGAGCAGGAAACGGGUUCUAAGCUUCAGCUUGAGAAAGAGGAAUUGCGAGAAAAGGUGGAACAGCUUUCGAUGCAGAGCUUGCAGAAAGACAGGGCUGUCAAUGAACAAUUGGAAGAGAGAGUAAAGGAAUGCCUCAACUUAAGGAAAACUCUUAAAGAGGAACAGGAGGCAUCACACAGUUUGCAGAAAGAGAUUCGGUCUCUGGAAAACCAAAUAAAGGAACAUCAGCAAAAGGUUUCUGAGAAAGAUGCUGAACUUGAAGUGCGUUCCGCAGAGUAUCAUGUAGUGUGUGAGGAUCUAAGUCAAAAUAAAGAGGCAAACUCAGUUUUUCAAAAAGAAAUAGAAAAAUUGUCCAAAGAAAUGGAAGAGAUGAGGCAGGAACUUUAUAUAAAGCGCUCUACAAUUGAUGAGCUUCAAACAGAGACAGACUUGCUAAAGCAACACACAGACACAUUAAAAGUAGACAAUACACAACUGAGUUCCAGUAUUGAGCUCAUGAACAAAGCGUUGUCCAGUAAGGCAGAUGAAAUCAAUACACUGAGCUCACAUCUGUCCCAGCAGGGGCACACAAUACUGUCACUGAAGGAUCACAUUGACACAUUACUUGCAGAAAAACAAACACUAAUUCUAAAUGUUGAAGAGCGAGACCUGCUUCUGCACCAGAAAAAAGAGCUGCUCCAGGAAAUGCAGAAGAAGUUGGAAGGGGAAGGCCUUUGUCUUCAGACUUUGCAGAACCAGCUACAGAGUUUGGCUUCUGAGAAGAGUCAGCUGCAGCAGCUAAUUGAGGACAAAGAGAUAGAAAUGAAGCGGGCCAGCCAAGAGAUGAAGCUGUACCGAGACAAGAGCGAGGAGGCAGAGUUGUUGAGGAUGCAGUUAUCUGAACACAUGGUGCUUAUUGCUGAGCUUCAAGGCCAAGCUAAAAACCUCAGUGAGAAUAUAGCAGAAUUAAAACACAAUCUAGCAGAAAAAGAUACAUUUUUAAAACAAAAGGUUGAUGACUAUACACAUUUAAAUGCUCACUUUUCUGAAGCACAAGUCUCAUUGGAUACACAGAGAAAGCAGAUAGACAGCUUGAUACUUGAAAAUGAACAGUGCAAGUCUGCUAUAAAUGAGGGGGAGUUGGCUCGAAAACAGCUAGCAUUAGCCUACGAAGAGAUCACACAAAAAGCGCAGGUUAAAGAGGGUCAGUGUGAAGCCUUAAUGCAACAGGUAACCCAUUUACAAGAAAUUAAUACAAAUCUGAACAGUGAACUGAAUGAUUUAAAGAACUUUGUUAAAGCAAAUGAAAGUUCAUUGUCUGAGAAGGAGACACUAAUGAUCUCACAAUUAGAAGAGAGGUCAUUUUUGGUCUCCAGUCUCCAAGACAGAGUCCAGGGACUGACUAGUGCAAUAAAAAGCCUUGAACAUUCAUUAACAGAAAAGGAAAUGACAAUAAGUAAUUUACAGGAGAAAUAUGCUUCGCUAUAUGAACGUAAUCAUGAGCGUGAACAAUCCUUCAUCAAGAAGGAUGAAGAGAUUUCAAAACUACUUGCUGUUGCUAGUGAAAAAGAUGUCUGCCUUCAGGUAUCAGAGAGCAGUAUCCAAGCUCUCACCAGUGAAGCUUGUCAUCUCAGAGAAGAACUAGAGAAUAGUGUUUCUAAUUUAAAUAAUAUAUCUGAGGUUCUCAAAGAGAAAGACCAUGUUAUAUCUAUAAAUCAGCAAUCUCUCCAAGCCAUGAGAACUGAGCUAGAUGCUUUGAAGGUAGACAAUGAGACAGCUGUGAUCGAACUGAGAGCAAGAACACAAGAGAUAGAGCAGAAGGAAGUAUCACUACAAAGUAUGCUGGGUAAAUGCAGCUCUCAUGCCCAGCUCAUUGUCAGUCUGCAGUCUGAAAUAGAUCAUUUAAAUUCUAAGUUGCUCCAGGAUCAACAGGACCACACACUUCAUGAGGAGCAACUUCAGCUUAUGUUGGAAAACAUUAGGAAAGAGAAGGUACUUGUGGAAGAAGCAUUGGAGGAAUUACGCCAAGAAAAUGAGAACUCAAUAAGUGUGCUGCAGAAUGGGAUAACAGAAAAAGCAGAGCAUGUUAAAGAACUGGAAGGAAAACUUAAUCAUCAACUGAAAGAGUGUGAAGCACAAAUACUUAAUCUGAAGACCGAAAAUGCUGAUCUCCAAAAGCAGGUUAGUGGCAAAGCUGAAGAAAUCUGUGAAUUAAACCUGAUCUUAGAAAAGUGUAAGCAAGAUUUUAGCAAUCUGCAGCAGAAAUCAGAACAGGAUUGUCAUAGUGUUAUUGAGCAAAAUGACAAGCUUACUAAACUUAGCAGCCAUUUAGAAAAGGAAGUACAAUUAAAAGAGAACAAUAUUCAGUCUUUGCUUAAAGACUUGCAUUUUGUAGAGGAGCAGCUGAGGGUAUUGUGUGAUGAGAAGUUGACAGAAUAUGCAACAGUUGAUACCCAGGCAGAUUACAGAAGUAACAGAGAGAAGUUUUUUUCCAUGUUCUCUGUAGCUUUUACUCAGAAGUCUAGCAUGGCUGAUUUCACACAAACUCUUGUAGCAAAAGAGAAGGAUAUAGCUGAGAAGUUGCAGUUAAUGAUAUCUUUUCAGAAUGAAAACGCAUCUUUACACACUGAUCUUCAGAAGAUUAAACAGGAUUAUAACUUGGAACGACAGGCUCUGGUGGAACAAGUAGCUGAAAAGGACAAUACUUUAGCUAAAAUAAAUGCAAUGCUUUUACAGCUACAGGAGGAAACUCAUCUGGCCAAAAAUGAGCUGGGAAUGAGCCAAAGUACACUAGAAGAGGAAAGAAAUAGGGUGGUAGAGCUCCUAGAGGGGGAGAAGAGGCAAAAUUCACUAAUGCAAAACCUGAAUGUGCAACUCAACCAGCAGAAAGAACUAAUUUCUGCACUCACUGAUCAGAUGAAAGACAAAGAUGCUUCUCUAACACAGAUCAUGCAGUCCAUGUCCAGUGAAAUACUUAAAUUUUCUGAAGAACGUACCAUAUUGAACUCAGAACUGGAGUCUUCUAAAAGUUCCUUGUUAUCAAAAAUAAGUGACCUCUCUGUCGAACUUGAAGAGAGUAAAACAGAAGUGCAGAAGUAUCAGAAAUUAUUGACUGAGAAAGAGGAUCUGGUAGUUAAUUUAGAGAGUGAGAAAGGCCUCAUGCAGCUUCAACUAGAGAAGUUUAGCAAAGAAAAGGAAAAUCUAAAAAGGAAGCUGCAAGCAGCCUUGGUUGUUCGUAAAGACUUAAUGCAAAAAUUUGAAAAACUUGAAGUGAGCAAACAAGAAGACAUACAAAGUGAAAGACUUAAAACCGCAGAAGUGAAAAGAGUUGCAGAUGAGUUAUCCUGCAAAUUACAGACUGUUCAAAAUCAGUAUGAUGAGCUUGAGCAUCACAUGCAACUUAUUAAGAAAGAGCUACUUGAGAGAGAGCAAAGAAUUAACAAAUCAGAUGUUGCUUUUAGCGAUAAGGAACGUCUUGUGGAAGAGCUACAGAGCAAACUCUUGCAAUUGCAACACAGCCUGUCCCAGAAAGAGGACCUCUGUCAGGAACAUGUAAAUUCCAUUCAGGAAAAGGAACUGCAUUUUCAGCAAAUUAAAGUCUCCUUGAGUGAGAGAAUUAAUGUUUUACAGGAAGAAAAUUCCCAGUUGCUGGGAAAAAUUGAAAACAUGAAAUCUGAUUUCGAAAAAAUACAAGAGAAACAAGUAAGUUUAGAACCUGGUUACUAUGUUAUGGAACAUUUAAGGAGUAGUUCUAGAGAUGGAGAGGAAAGUGUAAUUGUGCACAAUAAUGUUCAUGCAUCCCUGUUGUGCAACAAUGGAAAUGCAGAAACGACAGAGAGAGCUGACCGUGCUGCUCUACUAGGAACUAUUGGAGAAGAAAAUGAUUUGUUACAGGAGGAGCAUUCAGAUAUUCUUGCUGCUAAUGAAGAGAAAUGCAAAAAAUGUGACCAAAGCCUGCAACAAGUGCAUGUCUUGCAGGAAGAGGUGCAAGCACAGAAGAAACUACUGCAGGAGAAAGCACUGUUGCUAAGCAGCAGAGACCUGAAACUGGAAGGACAGAAGGCGAAAAUGGAAGAAAUUUUGAAUGAGCUACAGCAAAUGAAGCAAGAUGAGGUUAUGACUUUAGAUAUGAAAUCACUUGUCCAAGAAAAGGAAGCACAGCUGGUACAGUUAAACUCUGCACUCACAGACUCCAUAGGUGAAAUACAAGUUCUAAAGGGAGAAAUACAGAAACUGACUGGGGAACUUGAAAGGAAACAAGAGGAAACAGCUGGCAUAAAAAGCACUUUGGGCCAGCUCGACCAAUGUCGGAAGGAUAAAGAAAUGAUGGAGGCACAGAUAAGUUUGUUGCAGACAAAGAUAGAAACAGUCACAGCAGAACUUGAAAGCUUCAAACAAAUUGAGCAACAAAUAAGCCAUGACAAGGAGACCUAUGUUGAAGCUCAAAGAAUAAAUCAGGUAGAAACUGAAAAACUUAAACAUGAACUUGGAGCAGUAAACUUUUCAUUAUUAGAAAAAAACAAUGAAAUUGCUCAUCUGCAAGCUUCAUUGGAGACUAUUAGCAAAUUGUCAGAGGAAGAAAGUCAAAAACUGCAAAACAAACUAGACGAGACUCAGAAAGAAGCAGAAAAACUUAAGAUCAUGUUUAACCAGAUGGAAGAAGAAAUGCAUAAGAAUACGGGCAAACUGGAAAAAGCCAAUAUUGAAAUCUCAAAUCUGCAAAUGAAGUUAGAGGAUUCCUACAUAGAGGAUGUAGAACUACAGUUUAGCACCAAAACUGAUGACAAAGUGAUAGAAAGUCUUCAGGCUACAAAUAGUCAAAUAAUCACAAGGUGUGAAGAAUGUUUAAGAAAAGAAAACUGUAUAGAGGAUCUUGAGAAAAAGGUUAUGAGGCACACCCAAAAUUUACAAGAACUGACAGACACACAAAAUAAGAAUACAAUAGAACAGGAAAGCAGAAGAUCAGAAGAAAUUAGCUUCAGGGAGCAACUGCAGAGAAAAUUGCAGGCUGCUCUUCUGUCGCGAAAAGACAUAAUGAAAGAAAACAAAGCCCUAAAACAGAAAGUUGAGGCCUUAAACUUGGAAAGAGAUGACUUGAAACGUUUGAUAGCUGACCUACAAGAACAGAAACAUUAUGAAAUAUCUUCCUUAAGUCAAAAGACAGAAGACCUGCAGGCUGAAAACACAAGGCUUUUAGUGGUCAAUGAAAAUCUCUCUGCAGCCUGUGAAAGUCUUAAGUCUACAAUGGAAAAUAUUGUACAGGAAAAAGAAGCCUUUUCCUUCCAGUUAAAUUCUCUAAAGGAUUCUCAGACAGAUGAAUUAUCUGGAUGGAAAGCUAAACAUGGUGAGCUGAACAAGGAGUAUGAGUCCCUUUUGCAAGCAUAUGAGAACAUAACUGAUGAAAUUGAUAAAAUGAGACAAGUUAUAGAAGUAACCAAAAAGGAGAAAUAUGAGACUUUGCAGAAUUUCCAGAAAUUACAAUCUGAAAACCACAUGCUUGGAAAACAGAUUCGAGAGAUUAAUGAAGAGUGUAACAAUCUGAGGAAAACAAUGGAAUUUAAGGAACAAGAGACACAAGUUUUACAAAAUAAAACUGAGAAAUUAACUGGAUUGUUACAAGCAUCCAAGACAGAAGAGUAUCGCCUGGGGGAAACAUCUUGUCAAAAUAGUCAGCUGAUAGAUGAAAAUAAGCAAUUAAAAGAAACUUGUGAAAGUCUGAAACUUUUGUUGGAAAAGGAGAAGGAAAACUAUGACCUUCUUAUAAAUAAAAUAGUGAAAGACCACAAGGUUGACAUGGAGAAAUUAAAAAUUGACACUGAUAGACAAAUGUCCCAGCUGCAGUCUGAAAAUGAGGUUUUGUGUAUAAAGCUUGCAGACUUAAGUAAAGAGCUUAAUGAUAGCAAGCAACAUUUGGUUGAGUCCACUACCAAAACAUCUAAAACCCUAGAAAAACUCAACAACAUGGAACUGAACUUAGAACAGGAAAAGUUAGCUAGGGAAAGUGACCUAAACAAGAUUAGUUUAGAAAACAUGACACUCAAUGAAAAGGUGAAAAUCUUGGAGGAUGACAAAUCUCUUCUGAUGGAGGAAGUUGAAAAUAUUCAGGAUCAGAUGUUCCAGCUGAGGAAUGAGAGAGACAGUUUGGAAACUGAAUUUCUAAAUGCUGCAAAGAAAAAUGAUGAAUUGAUUGAAACGUUUAAGUCUUUACAGGCACAAACAAAUUAUCUUAGUCAACAAGUUGAGUGUCUAAGGGCAGAAAAAGGCAUCAUCAUAAGAGAGAGAGAAAAUGAACAGCUGCAGCUUCUACGUGAGUUUGAGGAGAGAGUACGAUGUGCUCAGAAAGACAGUAGUGGGAAGAAAAGUCAGUCCAAAGAACUUCAGGAACUUCUGAAAGAAAAACAACUGGAAAUAAAUCAACUGCAGAAAGACUCUAUCAAAUUUCAGGAGCUUAUUUUGGAUCUUGAGGGCUCACUGAAGGAUUCUAGUAGCCAGAAUGUCUUUCUUCAGGAAGAGUUUACAAAGACUCAAAAUGAGGUUCUGAGCCUAACCAAGGAACUCUCCUCCAAUAGGAGUUUGUUGGAGAAGGCAGAAGGUCGGAUAACGAAGCUCACUGUCGAGGUUAGAAGUCUGGGAUCAGAACCUGGAGAAAGAGCUGAGAAACCACUAAGUAAAAAGCAAGCAGACUUUGUCAACUUGUCUUCCACAUCUUUAGAGGAUACAAGAGAGGUGAAUAGCAUAACUGCCAGCAGAUCACCGGAGCUUGUAUCUGCCCAUUUCAGAGAAGACAAUCAGUUGUUACAGUUGGAACACCAGCAUCCUAAACUAGGUUUUCAAAAAGACAAUGGAUUAGAUAACAAAGUGAAUGCUUUACAAAAGGAUGUUGCACAAAAUGAACAAAAACUGCAACAACUUAUGCUGGAAAAAGAGAGGUUCAAAGCAGAUUUAGAAAAACAGCUAACUUUAUCUCAGAACAUGAAAAAAAUUAUUGACAACAAAGACAAAGAAAUUUCUGAGCUUAUAUCGACCAAAGAUGGAGAAAUAUCUGGUUAUAUAGCACAAGUUCAGCAGCAGUACAGGAAACAGGUUGAAGACUUUGAACUUCAGGUUAGGUCCUUCAAAGUGCAGAUAGCAAGAUCUGAUGAAGAAUGCCAAAAGAAAGAAAAUGAACUGAAAGAUCUUCAAGUACAGUAUGAAAAAGCCAUAAAUGAUAAAAAUCAUAUUUCUAAUGAAAUUCAGACAUUUAGAAAGUGUAUGUCUUCUCUUCAGACUGACAGAGACCUGCUUUCUUCUGAGUUAAAGAACAUGCACAUUCAACAUGACAUUGCCCUAAGCCAGAGAGACAAUGUCAUACUUACUACAACAAGUGAAAAUGAGAACUUGAAGAAAGAGCUCAAAAAUCUUUUGAACCAACUAGAUGACUUUAAUGCUGAAAAUGCGAUGCUAGGAGCACAGCUAGUUCGCUACAGGGAAGACCUGAACCAGGUCUUAUCACUGAAAGACCAUCAGCUAAAGGAAUUAAUAAGGCAAAAACUGGACCAUAUAAAGAGCUUAGAAGAAGAAAAACGUAAUUUGCAGAAAGAAAACAAAGACCUAAAAAAUCUUAACAAUAUGCAGAAGCACGCUACUGAAGCUGUCGAACUGGAGAAUAAAAAAUUAACCUCUAAAGUAAGAGAUCAGGAGUUACUGAUAGCCGAAAUAAACAAAGAGAAAAUCCUUCGUGAUUCUAGGAAAGAUGUUUCUGAUAAAAAUGUAACUGUCAGCCCAGUAGAAGAAUAUAAUCUAAACAUGACAGCUGUGGAGCCUGAUGUUGGACUCUUGAAAAAAGAGCUUAACUCUGUGAAAAUGCCUGAAAAACCAUACUGGGAUAUUUACAAUGAGAACAAACAACUUGCCUCUCAAAAUGAAACGUUUGGGAAAGCCAUGGCUGCCCUCCAAAAUGACAGAGAUUCUUUAAUAGAAGACUUCAAAGAGCUGCAGUCUAGAUAUGCAUCUGAGCUCAGAGCUGAAACCAUAAGAGCUGACGAUUUACAGAGGCAGCUGGAAGACUUUAAAUCUCAAGUGUACAGCUUGCUAAAGACAAAUUCUUUCCUCAGUCAGACACUGCUUGCUGGUGAGCAUCAGAUCACAUUAGAUCAGCUCAGUGCCGAGAUUCAAUCUUUGUGUGUGGCUCUAACAACGCGAAGCACAGAGGUCUCCCGGCUCUCAUCUGAAUGUGGCAGUUACUCUCAGCAGAUCAGUGCUUUCUCUAAGUCUAUGGCCAGUCUGCAGCAUGAGAGAGAACGGUUACUGCAGCAACUGCGGGAUGCAAAGCAAGUCACAGUGCCAUCUGGUGACCCACUCGAGAAGGCAGAACCACAGUACCUGAGUAUGACUCGGUCAGACACCACUGCUGAUUCUGUGACCUUGGUAUCGGACUUCAACUAUGCUGCAGAAUUAUUAAAAUUAAGAAGCAAGGUGUCAGAGCUGGAGGGCUUGUUACAAGACGCAAAAACACUUCAGGAGGCUGCCGAGCGAGAGACCAGCUCAUAUCAGUGCGAACUGGCCGAGCUCAGAUCUGAGAAGAACCUUUUGGUUGCUGAAGCACAAGCUCUUCGUCUUCAGUUCAAUGCCAGCCUUGCAGAGAAGGAACAUCAGAUUGCCGAAUUACACAAAACUCAUCAGGAAUCAGCAGCUGUCACUAGUUCAUAUUUCAGCACCAAGAAUCUGGAGAGAGCUGCAUUAGCUGCAAGUCCUGCUGUACCACAGAAAGCGGAAUCAGGUGCUGUAAAGAGUGAAGCUCAGCGACUCGUUCAUGAGAUUCAUCAGAGAGACCUAAUCAUACAGCAGCUGAGUGCUAAGGCCAGGGACUCCAUAGAGAUGAAUGCGGCACUGUCUGCUCAGCUAAAAACUGUAUCACAAGGACUGAGGGACACUCAGAUGAGAUACAGUGACCUGCAAAGGGACUGCCAGGACGCCAAGAGGCGUGGCACUCUAGCCGAGGUUCCCCCCGGUGCCCCCCAGGAACGAGACAUUCUUGUGGAUAUAGACAGUACAGAGCUUAUGGACUUAAGGAGAAGACUUGCCGAGACUGAACUGAGUUAUGACGCCAUUCAACAAGAGUUGUCGUUGCUAUCAGAGAGGCUAACAUGCGAGAAGACACGUAGGGAGGCUGCAGAGGAGGCUUUGAUGCUUGCAGAGCAGCAGAGCAAAAGACUUGAAACCAGCCCUUUAUCCAGGGAAUACGAGUUCUCUCUCCAGAUGGAGUCAGACGAUGAGCGGGAAGCUUUAAUAAUUGAUCCAACCCAACAUGUUGUUGUACGAAAGAUGCGAGGAGGAGCCCUAGCUCUGCGUCAGUGGUUACGUGGUCGAAGCCUGUACUGCUCCAGGCUCCUGACCUCCCGGGGGAAGUCACGUUACAUGUUCUUCACAUACCUGCUGCUGCUGCAUGCUUUGGUCCUUAUGUGCUUGACUGGUGUCCUGUGACAGUUUGCCCGAGUCUAAUCUGACAGUCACAGCAAUAUUUUACAAUCCUUUAUAACUCCAACAUAAUUAUCAGUGUGUGCUGGGCUGUUACUGGAUAAUACUCGUCCACGUGGUUUUCAUCCACCUGUUUAACCUUAUUGCUGCAUACAUUAUAUAAUCAUGUACAUAGAGAAACAGGUCACGCAUUCAACACGGGGUAGUCACAUCAUGACAAGUAUUAUUUAAGCCCAUGUUUAGGCCCUGUCUAAGAAAACAGUAAAAGCUGUAUGACAGUAAUCAAAUUAUCAAAGGGUUUGUAUUCAGUGUUUCAUACAUAUACACUUGUGUGUGUGCAAGCAGUAACAGUUAAUUAUAUGAACAUUGAUAACGUUAGGGCAGCUCAUUUGAUAACUACUGAGUACUACUAGAUUGUUAUAAAAUUGUAUAAGCAGACUGAGGAAUAAGGAAGCUGAGAGAUAUGUACUCUGUCACUACAGUAUACAGUGUAUGUAUGUGUGUGUAUAUGUAUGUGUGUGUGUGUGCAUAUAUAUGUAUAUGUGUGUGUGUAUAUAUAUAUAUAUAUAUAUGUGUGUGUGUGCAUAUGUAUGUAUAUGUGUAUAUAUAUAUAUAUAUAUAUAUAUAUAUAUAUGUGUGUGUGUGUGUGUAUGUGUAUAUAUAUGUGUAUAUAUAUAUAUAUAUAUAUAUAUAUAUAAAAUGUGUGUGUGUAUGCAUAUAUAUAUAUAUAUUUAUGAUGAGUGCAGGUGAUUUGUAUUAGUGCUAUAUAUUAUAUGCACAGGGUAAAGCGCACAUCGGCACUGAAUAACUGCUAUAUAUUAUAUGUACAGGCGGAGGCGCGCAGGCACUGUGCAUUAGUUCUAUAUAUUAUAUGUACAGGGUGAGUAGGGCAAGGGCACUGCAUCACUGUAUUUCUCUCUCUCUCUCUCUCUCUCUCUCUCUCUCACACUCACACAAACAUACACACACACACACAUAUAUAUAUACAUACACACACAAUACAUACAGGGUGCGACAAAUAGGACGGGCCUUGUUAUGCAGAUAUAUUUGCUUCUGGAUUUGCUGCUGUUACUUUGCACUGGACAGGAUGUAUAUAUUACACUACAGUUUGUAAGAAAUGACUAUUCUGUAUAUCACGGUUGUUCUAUAAUAGAAGACUUAUUAUAUUUGCUAAAUAUUUUACUGUAUAGAAAUUGCUGCUUUUCAGAUGUUUAUUAAUGGUUAUUACUUGAAACAGAGUAAAUUUGUUAAAGCUCUGGGCCUGUUCUCAGCUUCUUGUUUGUGACAAGAAAGUUCUAAAGUGCAAUAAACUGAUGAUUGAUUUGUUGGUUUCUGAUCUAAAAAAUAAAGCUUUAAAUAGAAAUCAAA
Molecule: messenger RNA, 15386 nt
Organism: Bombina bombina (fire-bellied toad)
Lineage: Eukaryota; Metazoa; Chordata; Amphibia; Anura; Bombinatoridae
Product: golgin subfamily B member 1
Exons: 30
Coding region: 144-14024 (4626 amino acids)
Cellular component (GO): Golgi apparatus
Source: RefSeq, a predicted model, not a curated record